Molecule: messenger RNA, 1455 nt
Organism: Daphnia carinata
Lineage: Eukaryota; Metazoa; Arthropoda; Branchiopoda; Diplostraca; Daphniidae
Gene: cbc
Product: protein CLP1 homolog
Exons: 8
Coding region: 131-1414 (427 amino acids)
Biological process (GO): tRNA splicing, via endonucleolytic cleavage and ligation
Cellular component (GO): nucleus; mRNA cleavage factor complex
Molecular function (GO): polynucleotide 5'-hydroxyl-kinase activity
Source: RefSeq, a predicted model, not a curated record
GAAUAGCAUGCCUACUGACAGCGAGUUCAAAAUUUAUGGUGAUUUCGUCCUUUAAGUUUAGCAACAAAUAGUCGUAUAUCAUAACAAUCUCUGUCAUUAAAUCCGAACGGUGCACUGUUGUUUUGAAACAAUGUCGGAAGAGCAACGACAAAAAGAAUCCGAAGUGGUACAAGAAUUCAAGCUAGAACAAGAUAAUGAACUUCGUUUCGAAGUGGAAAGCAAGGAGAAAGCCACACUGGAACUGAAAUCUGGAUUGGCGGAAGUAUUUGGAACAGAAAUUGUUAAGGGAAAAGUGUACACUUUCAGUGGUGGCUCAAAAAUUGCUGUAUUCACUUGGCAAGGUUGUCUUUUAGAAUUAAGAGGAAAAACAGAAGCAGCAUAUGUUGCCAGAGAAACUCCUAUGAUCAUUUAUCUUAAUACUCAUGCUGGCCUGGAACAGAUUCGCAAAAAGGCUGAUUUAGAUGAAACCAAAAGAGGACCGAUUGCAAUGGUUGUUGGUCCAACAGAUGUUGGAAAAUCAACUGUUUGUAAAUUGCUGCUAAACUAUGCUGUAAGAAUGGGUAGAAGGCCAAUAUAUGUUGAUUUAGAUGUUGGCCAGGGCCAACUUUCAAUUCCUGGUACUAUUGGUGCUAUGGCAAUUGAGCGUCCUGCAGAUGUUGAAGAAGGAUUUUCUCAGGUCUGCCCACUGAUCUACCACUAUGGCUACAAAGAACCUGGAAGUAAUGUUAUGCUGUACAAUCUACUUGUCACAAAGUUAGCCCAAACAGUUGCAGAAAGAAUGGAAGCGAAUAGACAGAAUGCUGUGAGUGGAGUAAUUAUCAAUACCUGUGGUUGGGUAAAAGGACAAGGGUACCAAAUGCUGAUCCAUGCCGCCAAAGCAUUUGAAGUUGAUUUAAUAAUUGUACUUGACCAAGAAAGGCUUUACAAUGAGCUGGUGCGUGAUUUGCCGGAGAGUGUGAAGGUUGUAUUCCAACCUAAGAGUGGUGGGGUCGUUGAAAGAAGUCGGCAAGCUAGAAUAGAGGCCCGAGAUCAGAGAAUUCGUGAAUAUUUCUAUGGUUCAGCAGCCCAGUUUUACCCACAUUCGUUUGAAGUCAGAUUUUCCGAUGUAAAAAUAUUUAAAAUUGGGGCUCCAGCCUUGCCAGAUUCCUUAAUGCCUCUAGGAAUGAAAGCAGAAGAUCAACUUACAAAACUGGUCACGGUGCAACCAAGUUUACAAUUGCUGCACCAUUUGAUCUCAAUUAGUAUGGCUGAAUCUGGCGAUGAAGAUAUCAUACAGACCAAUGUGACUGGAUUCAUUUGUGUGAACAACGUCGACCUGGAACGGCAGAUGCUCACAGUUUUGUCACCUCAGCCCCGACCAUUACCUCGAACCCGACUGCUCAUAUCUGACAUCCAAUAUAUGGACUCCCACUAACCUUUGUAAAUUUAGCGAAAUAUAAAUAUGAGACUUUAUUA